Exophiala mesophila is the source of this 1455-nucleotide messenger RNA. RefSeq lists its product as uncharacterized. Lineage: Eukaryota; Fungi; Ascomycota; Eurotiomycetes; Chaetothyriales; Herpotrichiellaceae. The transcript has 5 exons. The coding region runs from base 235 to 978 and encodes 247 amino acids. The record is from RefSeq and is a predicted model, not a curated record. Gene Ontology annotation, biological process: protein localization to microtubule plus-end; regulation of microtubule polymerization or depolymerization; spindle assembly. Gene Ontology annotation, molecular function: microtubule plus-end binding. Gene Ontology annotation, cellular component: cytoplasmic microtubule; microtubule plus-end; microtubule organizing center.
CCUACGCAUCUCGUCGUCGCCCAAUCUCCAGUCAUCAACCUGGUCCCUUCAAGGCUUUUUCCCACCCAUCGCCUUAUUCUAUCCUCGCGUUCUAGCCACAGUUUUCAGUCUUGUUGUUGGCUGUGGAUAACACACGACUUCACCCUCACAUUGAACCCAAUCCUUGGGCCAUCGUUUCGUCCCUUGUCCACUGUCCCGUUACCCCUCCAAUCUUUUUACAGCCUCCUGACCACCAUGGGGGAAUCUCGACAAGAACUCUUACAAUGGCUGAACGGCCUCCUUCAACUCAAUGUCACCAAGGUUGAACAGUGCGGUACUGGUGCCGCCUUGUGUCAAUUAUAUGACUCUAUUUUCCUCGAUAUCCCCAUGGCUCGGGUGAAAUUCAACGUCAAUACCGAAUACGCGUACAUACAAAAUUUCAAGAUCCUACAAAAUUGCUUUACAAAACAUGGCAUUGACCGAACAGUCCCCGUCGAAUCACUAAUCAAAUGCAAGAUGCAAGACAACCUCGAGUUCCUCCAGUGGUCCAAGCGGUUCUGGGAUCAAUACUUCCCGGGAGGAGAAUACGAUGCCGUCGCUCGUCGCAAGGCCACCGGUCCGCCUAUGACUGGUGGGGGCGGUCCUACCUCGGCCAGAUCGAGUACCGGAACAAGCACGACGAGGAAGCCUGGCGCAACUCCGGUCAACAGAGCAGGCCCACGAGCCCUCGGCUCAGCUGCAGGUGGCUCGGCAUUGAAACAAGAAAACGAUCAAUUGAAGGAGGCGAUUGCGGGCCUGGAAAAGGAACGGGAUUUCUACUUUAGCAAACUGCGAGACAUCGAGCUGCUGAUCCAGAACGCCAUUGAGCUCAACCCCAAGAUCGAAGAAGAUGAUGGUGGAUUGGUCAAGAAUAUUCAAACAAUACUCUACAGUACAGAAGACGGUUUCGAGAUCCCUGAUGUGGAGGCAAAUGGAGGUGAAGAACCCGAAACUUUCUAGGAAAAGCAUAGCUCAAUGAAGACCACGGCUCAUGGCGCGGCGGAAACAUCUUCACCGACUCCGAACCCGACCCGAAUUAUCUCGGCGCAUUAAUGACCCAUGAAUUGACCCUGGGACAAGGAAAAAAACAGUGGCACGUCGUGGUGAGCCGGCCAAAUGCCGUUUCAUCCACAUCUUUUUUGGUCAAUGACGACACUCUUUCACACUAGGUUCUUGUCGCGUCUGUCACAUGGACGUCAAAGCUUGGAUCGGCGUCUACAAGUACUCCAGAUACGAUUUGAACGAGACAUAUCAUUACCCAGUAGCCGAGUGCACCACGUUGUUCGGGUCAACAUACUGCGCGAAUCUCUUAUAGUUGUGCGCGUAUGCCUGAGUGUUCUAUCACACAGCGUAUAGGAUCAAUCGGUCCCUGAUGGAAUUGCUUGAUCGCGGACACGGUUAGCAGACAAAUGUCUCUGAGAUGUACCUCCAGCAGAG